Aspergillus lentulus is the source of this 4998-nucleotide messenger RNA. NCBI's taxonomy places the organism in Eukaryota, Fungi, Ascomycota, Eurotiomycetes, Eurotiales, Aspergillaceae. The record is from RefSeq and is a predicted model, not a curated record.
AUGGCUCUCACCAAUGGAGAGACCGUCACUAUCUCCAUCCGUCGUCCAACGGAGACCCCCGCCAUCUACGUUGCGGGGACCUUCUCGAAUCCCAAAUGGGAGCUCUUGGAGCUCAGCGCCAAACCCAUAGAGCACAAGGAUGCGGACGGGAACUCCACUAAGACCGAAUACCUCUUCUCCAGAGACGUUGAAUUGCCCGAGGGUCAAUACGAAUAUCGGUUCAGGGAGGGUACCGACGGUCCGUGGUUCCACGAUAAGGAUGUGAAGCAUGCUGCUGAUGACGAAGGCGUCGUCAACAAUAUCCUCGCUGUUGGCUCGAGUUCAUCCGCUGCGGCGCCUGUUGCUGCGGAAGCUAAGGCUGUCGAGAAGGAAACCGAGACUCCUCUUGAGAAUGGCACCAGCGAGAAGGUCGAGGAGACCGCGGAAGAGUCCGAGGUGCAAGCCACAACGACGACUGAGGCGGUGAAGGAUGAAGCGCCAAAGCAGACUGAUAUCCCUGUGGUUGUCGACAAGGAUCUGCACGCUGAGUCGGAACCCAAGACACAGGAGGUGAAGCUGGAGCCUGUUUCCGAGACAUCCAAGCAGAGCGAUAUCCAGGAGGACGCCGGAACACAACCUGCCUCUAACGCAGCCGCAGAACCUAAGACCAACGGCACACACUCUACUGAGCAGAUUUCUGGAUCACAACCUGAUGAUGCCGUCGUGGAGAAGGCGGAGCCAGUGGAAGAGAAGACGACUGAGGCUUCUCUGACAACUACAAAAGACGCCGAAGAAGACAAGCCUGAAGAGAUUCCCAGCACUUCGGUUGAAGCCGAGAAGCCUGAGACAAAGGAGGUCGAGAAGGUUGAGGAUCAGAAGCUGCAAGAUGUUGAAAUCGUCCCUGCUACAGUUGAAGAGAAGACGAAAGCUGCUAAAGAAUCGGAAGAGUCAGAGUCUGCCCUCGGAAAGUCCCAGGUAGAAGCUGCGCCCGCGCAAACAGUGACGGAGGAAGUGCCUGUUGCGGAAUCUAAACUAGUGGAGCCAUCCUCAGCCGAAUUGACGAAGGCCGAGACGGCGCCUACAGAGACAGCCACUGAUGAGGCGACACUUGCCGAAGAAUUGUCCAAGAAAACAGUGCCUGCGGAGCCUAUCGCUGAAGAGAAGGUUCAAACGACCCUCCACGAUGAGUCACCCGCCCUUAACAACGUAGAGGAACAGCCAGCACAGGAGUUUGCCGAGGUGAAGAAGGCGACAGACGAGCCAGUCGAGGCUUCUGGUGUCGAGCACUCAGCCACCGAGGAGGUCGCCGUUGAGGAACAGAUCAAGGAUUCCGCCCCUGAGGAGAUUCCUGAAGAUUCUAAGAAGGGCGUUGCUUCAGAGACCCCUGUCGCAGAGUCAUCGACGACUGAGAAGGUCGAAGAGACAGCCCCUGACACUGAGAAGGAGGCGGCUGUUGAAGGAUCUGCCAAGGAACUGAUCCAUGAGGAGAUUUCUGAGGUUCCCAAGAAGGAAGUUGCUGCAGAGACUCCUGUCGCAGAGUCAUCGAUGACUGAGAAGGUCGAAGAUACAGCCCUUGACACUGAGAAGAAGGCGGCUGUUGAAGAUUCCGCCAAGGAACCGAUUCACGAGGAACAAGCAACUGGGACUGUUGUUGCCGAAGAACCCGCUAAGGAAACCCUGGUUGAGGCGGCUUCCGCAGAGGAGCCUGAGGUGAAAUCCGCUGAAGAGCCUACCGUCGCUGAAGAAUCCGCCAAGGAGACUGUCGACGAGCCAACUGUUGAGAUUGCUUCCACAGAGGAUUCAGCACCUACUGCGGAAGUGACAGCCGCCAAGGAGCCCGAGGCGCAGGCAACGGAAGAGCCAGCCGCUGAUAAAACCAUCAACAAGGAGGCUGAGGCACCAACGGGAGAGCCUACUGCUGCCCAAGAGUCCGCCAAGGAGCCCAUCGGCGAUGAGCCAGCAACGCAGGCGCCUCAGGCCGACGAAUCAACAGAGGAACCCUCUGCCGAAUUGGCAGCCGCCGAAGAAAUCACCGGCAAGGAGGCUGAGACACAUACGAAGGUGUCUACCACUACUCAAGGACCUGCCAAGGAACUUGUCGGUGAUCAGCCUGCUGUUCAAUCUGCCCCAGCCGAGGAGACCAAGGAACCAGCUAAGGACGAGACCACUCAAGUGGUAGCCGCCGAAGAACCUGAGCCACAGGCAGUCAAAGAACCUGCUGUUGAGGAGACACCUGCCACAAAGCUCGAAACACCAACGGAAGAGUCCACUACUGCAGUGGAGCCUGCUAAGGACCCAGUCAGCGAGGAAACGCCGAGUCAAGCUCUUCCUGCCGUGGAGCCUUCCAAGGAAGAGCCUGCUAUCGAAAGUGCACCAGAACCCUCUGUUGCAGCCGACGUCAAAGAACCUGUUCAAGAUGAAGCUGCGACCGAAACUUUGGCUGACAAGCCGAUCACUCAGGAGGCUGUUGCUGAAGAGUCUUCCAAGCCAUCGGAAGUAAGCGAACCCGUAGUCUCGGAAGUCAUCGCUGAAACUCCUGCGGCUGAAGAGGCUGCCUCGAGCGAAAAGCCUGCGGUAGCGCCAAAGGCUGAAGAACCAGAGGUUGAGGAACACCCCGUUACCCAGGAACCAGCAAACGACUCCCAUGUCGAAGCAGUCGAGGAAAAGGCUGCUGAGUCCAAGGAUGAAGCUCCUGUUGCUCCCGAGGCGCCAGAGGCACCGGCUGCUGACACGGCCAUCCCUGAAUCUGCGAGGGAAUCUCCCGAGGUCGAAACUGCAGCUAAAGAGCCGGCCACUGUCGAACCGGCCCAAGAACCCAUUCCUACCACCGGAGAGCAAGCUAACGAAGAGGUGGCCAUCACCCAGCCCACCGAAGCUGCUGCUACCCAGGAAGCAGUUCCUGCGGAAGUAUCGGAGGUAAAGGAGGCAAUUGAAGAACCCGUUGCCGUUACUGAGAAGUCCGAAUCGCCCGCCGAUGAGCCUACUCUCUGCAAGGAUUGCGGUCCCGAGGACGCUACAACUGAGGAGGCCGCUACCCAGGAGCCCAAGGCCAGCGACGAGGCUGUUGAAGAAACCAAGGCCACUGAAGUGACUAUUGAAGAGCCAACUGCGACGGAGACAACUGAAUCCGCCCCGGUUGAGGAGGCCGUUGAGCCAGAGACAGUGAAGGAACCCGAAGCGGUGGCACCGGUUGCUGAAAAUUCCAUCGAAACCGCGGUCGUUCAGGAGGACGCUACUGAGAAGGAGCUCGCUCAAGAGACAGCCUCUAAGGACGUGAUGAAAGCAGAGGAACCCUCUGUUGCUGAGGAAGUAGUUUCUUCGAAGCCCACGACGGCAGAACCAGUCUCAGAGCCACAGACCAGUGAGGUGACUGAACCUGCUGAGCAGGAAGCCACCACUCAGGCCCCUGCUGAAACUGAAACUGCCGAAGUCGUAGCGGCUGAAGAGCAGCAGGAGGAUGCUACCACCGGCAAGGAAGCUCCUCAGGAAUCCGUGGCUAGGAGCGUUGUCGAGGAGACUGCACCGGUAGAACCUACUGAGACCGAAGCGGCUGUCGCCACCCCUGCUAUUGAUGAACCUGCAAAGAAUGAGAGUCCCAAGGACGUAGUGUCCGCAGAGCCCUCUCAGGAAUCAACUUCCGAGGACCCAGCUAUCCAGGAGGCGGCCACUGAAGCGGUUACUGCUAGCGCCUCGGCCGAUGAGCCUGCUGUGGAGAAGCAAGUCGAAGCCCCGGCUACUGUCGAGGAACCCCAAGAAGAAGAGAAACCCGCGGAACAGGCCGUAGCCAGUGAGCCACAAGAGGAGCUCGCAGUAGAGCAGGUCCCCACGAAGAAUGUUGCUGAGGAGCCAGUCGCAGAAGAAGCGACCAAGCACACAGAGGAGACCACCACUGAGCCCGUCGAGUCUGUCGCUGAGCCGGUAGAGUCCGUCGAGCCCGCUGUCGAGCCCGCUGCCGAGCCCGCUGCCGAGCCUGUUGCUGAGCCUGUUGCUGAGCCCGUUGCUGAGCCCGUUGCUGAGCCCGUUGCUGAGCCCGUUGCUGAGCCCGUCGCUGAGCCCGCCAUCGCACUUGCGACUGAAAAGCAAAGCGAGGUUCAAGAGGUUGAAGAAACUACCGACGAAGCGAAGCCUGAGGUCGUCCAGGAAGAUUCUACUGAGACACCAGCAAAACCUGAGGUCAAUGGUGUGGUCAGCAGCAGUGGCGAGGUAGACCAAUCUCCAACCGGUGAAGAGGAGGCCGCUAAGGUCGAAUCCGAACCAGUAGCCUCUGAGGAACCCAAGGUUGAAGGGUCUGCCCCUGUUUCUAAUGGCGACUCUUCGGUUGAGAAAGACGUCGAUCCUUCCGCUCAGCCUGUCCCUCCAGUCCAAGAUGCCACCCCCGAGCCCACCGUGGAGGCCGCCAAGGACACAGAAGAGAAGGAUUCUAUUGUAACUCCUGAGCUCGUUGGGGCUGGUGCCGCAGCUGCCAUCGCUGCCGGUGCUGUUGUUGCUGGAGUCGCUUCCACGUCUCACAAAGAGCCUGAAGUCGUUGCUACACCUAAGGACGAUGUGAAUGCCAAGGAACAGUCUCAGCCUCAUGACGGCAAGCAGGAAAGUUCUCACCUCGUACCUGCAGCCCAGACCGCCGACAAUAAGCACACGGAAUCCUCCAUUUCAAAGGACAUGCCCACGCCAGACCCGGAAAGUGAUCCUGCUCUUGCAGCACUUGCUGGUGACCGCGAAGCUCUGCUCCGAAAGCUGGAGUUGCCAUCCACUGAACAGUUGCCUGCGGAACCUACUUUGUCCACCAGCGAUAAGCAGGCUUUGAAGCCAGCCGGUCACGACGAGCGCUCUCCUGCAUCUACCGACGGCCCAUCCGUCGCGACCGAGUCUACCGCUCCUACCGAGGGCGAUGCCGGCAAGGCAAUUGCCCCCAAGAACAACGAGGAGUCUCGUUCUCCCAGUCAAAAUCGGAAUCUGUUCUUGAUGACCGUUUUCGCUGCACCCUUGCUGGCUAUUAUUUGGCGUGCAUAUACCCGAUAA